AUGGCCAGCUCAAAUGGCGUCAACCUCAACAGCCCGGUGCUGGCGAUUCUGUCGUACUGUGGCAGCAGCAUUCUCAUGACCGUCUCCAACAAGUACUGCGUCAGCGGGACCGGAUGGAACCUGACCUUUUUCCUGUUGGCGGUGCAGUCAAUCGUCUGUAUCAUGGCCAUCUCGACCGGCAAGGCCAUGGGCCUCAUCACCUACCGAGACUUCAACACCGACGAAGCGCGGAAAUGGUUCCCCGUCUCCCUCCUUCUCAUCGGCAUGAUCUACACCUCCAUCAAGGCCCUCCAGUUCCUCAGCAUCCCCGUGUACACCAUCUUCAAGAACUUGACAAUCAUCCUCAUCGCAUAUGGAGAGGUGCUGUGGUUCGGCGGCUCAGUUACCGGAAUGGCGCUGCUGAGUUUCGGCCUCAUGGUUCUGAGUAGCAUCAUCGCUGCGUGGGCAGACAUCACCCACGCUCUGACUUCAUACGGCGGCGACAGCACAACAGGCGAGGCCGCUGAGAAGAUCGCGACCCUGAAUGCUGGAUACCUCUGGAUGGGAAUGAACUGCCUGUGCUCCGCAGGCUACGUUCUGGGCAUGAGGAAGCGAAUCAAGUUGACCAACUUCAAGGACUUCGACACCAUGUUCUACAACAACCUGCUCUCCAUCCCCAUCCUCCUCAUCGGCUCCCUCCUCCUCGAAGACUGGUCCUCCGCCAACCUCGCCGUCAACUUCCCCCCAGGCCGCCAAGGCCCCAUGAUCGCCGCCAUGAUCUUCACCGGCCUCAGCAGCAUCUUCAUCUCCUACACCAGCGCCUGGGCCGUCCGCGCCACCUCCUCCACCACCUACUCCAUGGUCGGCGCUUUGAACAAACUCCCCAUCGCCAUCUCCGGCCUCGUCUUCUUCGACGCCCCCGUCACCCUCGCCUCCGUCUCCGCCAUCUUCGUAGGUUUCGUGUCGGGUAUCGUCUACGCCGUCGCCAAGAUCUGGCAGGGCAAGGAGAAGGAGGCCAAGACGACCCUCCCCACGACCAGCGCCAGCUCGCAAAGUAUGCGCGACUCGCUCAAGUCAUGA
Zasmidium cellare ATCC 36951 is the source of this 1059-nucleotide messenger RNA. RefSeq lists its product as uncharacterized. Gene Ontology annotation, molecular function: GDP-mannose transmembrane transporter activity; antiporter activity. Lineage: Eukaryota; Fungi; Ascomycota; Dothideomycetes; Mycosphaerellales; Mycosphaerellaceae. Bases 1 to 1059 code for a protein of 352 amino acids. Gene Ontology annotation, cellular component: Golgi apparatus. The transcript is spliced from 3 exons. The record is from RefSeq and is a predicted model, not a curated record.